Molecule: messenger RNA, 4851 nt
Organism: Xenopus tropicalis (tropical clawed frog)
Lineage: Eukaryota; Metazoa; Chordata; Amphibia; Anura; Pipidae
Gene: cep162
Product: centrosomal protein 162kDa
Exons: 27
Coding region: 399-4595 (1398 amino acids)
Cellular component (GO): centriole
Source: RefSeq, a predicted model, not a curated record
GUACCUCGCUUUCUCCCUGCUGAUCUUUGGUCUGAUAUUGGAGAAACAGUGGUAUGGGAGUGUGACAGUCAUUACUUAGUGCCGAUAGCAAGGGGGCACUAAUGUGAAGUUUAGCUGCUAUAUCUUUAUGCAUAUAGCAGUGGCCACUGAUCUUAGGUUUUAUGAUUGCAUCAAUUUGCGAAUAAUAGGGCCAAUAAUCUGAGGUUCACUUUGGGUUUUAAUGGUCAUAUCCUAAUGCAAAUACUGUUGGCCACAAAGAGAUUUUAGUCUGAUUGUCUUUACUGAUGUGUGCGCUAGCUAUCAGUUAUGCUGCCUGGCCCCAGAAGCAGAGUUCUCUCACUCCCAACAAGCAGUUAUUGCCUUUGAAUGUGUAAGGAAAAAACAAGCUCGGAGCAAACAUGGCCUAUCGGAUGUCCAAAGAGGAGCUGGAUGAACAGUUUGAACAGUUUUUGAAAGAGUCUCUUUCAGAUGAUUCAUUUGAAGGUUCCAAAAGGUCUUCUGUGCUUGAAAAUCUUGGAAAACCCAGAAGUAAAAAAAACAACAAAAAGGACUCUUCCCCUUGGUGGACUGCUGAAGAUGAUUCUGAUGAUAGAGAAUUGCUUUCUACAUCUCGAAGCUUUAUAAAAUCAAAGAGAACAUCCCACCCAAUUAAAGAAGAGGAGGAGGAAAUCGAAUAUAUUGAAGAAAUUCAGUCAAAUCAUGACCGUGUGUCUGCGUCAAUUGAUAGAGACAGCCUAGAUGUUGAUGAAUCUGUUGUUGCAUCUGGACCAAAUCAAACUGUUCUUGGAGUUGGACUGGACACUUUAGAAGAACAAGAAGAAAAAGAGCGUUUUUUUGCUAGAUUUGAAAAUGGAGCCUCAUCUACAAUUGAUUAUUCUAAAUUAAACAAAGAACUGGAUUCUACUGAUUCAUCCAAGCUUACAGCUUUAAUAUGCCAUAACGAAGAACCAAAAUCUGUACAAGAUGAUAAAAAGGGAGAACAAAUAGAUUGUUCAGGAAGCUAUAGUGAAGACUUUGAAGAUGACAGGGAUUCUGGCCAUUAUAAGAACAAAGAGGAAACAAAUUUUGGCUUAAAAAAAGAAGAAGAUAAACCUGGAAUGUUGGCCAAAGUAAUGUUACUAGAUUCAUUGGAUUCACCAAUGGACACUCAAAAGAAUUAUCAGCAAGCAACAAGAACUCACAUGUCACAUGGGACCGGAGAGGUAAUGGACACAGUUGUUUCCAAUGCAUACAGUAAUAGUGAUGUUGAAGCAUUGCAAAUAGCAUACAACCGUAUACAGUCAAUGGAAGAUACUGACGAACACAGAAGUGAUAAGGCAAUAGAACAUACAAACACAAUCCUUGAAGAUAUCCCAAACUCAAAUGAAAAAAGCCUCAAAAAAUUAUCCACUGCUGAGUCAGAUAUACCCACAAUGGAUGAAUUGAUGCAGCCUAUUAGAGGGAAAACACCCAGCGAGCUUGACUAUGAUGUAAAUUCUUUAUGCCGCUUGAAGACAGAUUACAAUACACACCAGUACACAGCUAAUAUGGUUCAAGAUAAAGAUAAGUUACACAAUAUUCUACAAUGGAAUGCUGAAAAAAUGCUAGAGAAAAGUUUGAGUUCAGACAGUGAAAUCCAAUUUAUAAACAGCAGAGAUCCACUGACUCUCAAAAACUCAGUUGGAGAAGAAAGAUUGGGUCAUCAGGCUUAUACCAUUCAUCAAGAUGAAAGAAAUAGCCAUGACUUGUUGAAUCUUGAUCAUAAUGUAAAUACUUUUGCCAAUGUGCCUGGCCUCAAACUGAAUAAGGACAAGAGUCCUACAUCACUUCCAAAAAGACCUCAGAAUCUGUAUGCACAUGUUCGAAGCUCUGGAUAUGGGAAAAGCAGCACACGAUUAAAAGCACCUGCACUUGCUUUGAAAUUCAAUUCAGGAGAAUUACCUGUUGAAAGAAAAGAUACAUCACCUAAUAGAAAACAUAAAGGUGCAUUAUCUUCCACCAGGAUCCUAAGGUUUGCAGGCACUGAAACUAUUCCAAAGCAAAGCAGAAAUGAUUAUACUGUACAACACAAAGAGAAGAGUGUUCUACAAAUGGAUUUCGAUAAAACAGAAACUGUGCUUCAGCAUGAUAUGACUGAUUCUUUUAGAAGUGCAUCCGGAUUCCAUGUAGAUAGCAAUGCUCCUCAGUCCUUAAACAUGAGUGAUGCUGAACUCAAUAUGUUUUUGAAACUGCAGAACAUAGAGCAAAAAUUAAACUCAGAUCAAACACAUUCUAACAUUCUUAGAGAAGAGUUCUUAAAAAAAGAGGAAGAAUUUCUGGAGAAAAUAGAAGACUUAAAAACAAAAUAUGAGGUAGAACUUCAGCAGCAUAAACAGGAAAAUUAUAUCCUUCUAACAAAGUUACACGCUAUGGAAGAUAAAAGCAUAAAUAAGGUAAAUCUUGGUGACCCAAAGGAUCCUGUGACAGAUGAGAAGAUACAACAAAUACGCAAAGAAAUAGAGGAGCAGGAAAAACUCCUCCACGGUUAUCAGCAGGAGAAUGAAAGACUGUAUCAACAAGUCAAAGAGCUUCAAAUCAGAAAUAAGCAAAAUGAAGAAUUAAUGUUCCAAGAAAAUCAGUCAUUAAAAGCUAACCUUCUUUCUCUAAGAGAGCAGCUGAGUAAAGUCACAAUAAGCCACCAGCGUCCACAAGAUAAUUCUGAAAAAUGUAAUAGUCAGAGCUUUACAGACUUAUUGGUUGAACUGCGUACUGUCCAGAAGCGAGAAGCCAAUUUGCUUGAUGAGAUUUCCAGGCAGAAGCAAGACAAACAGGCUCUGGAAGUAGAUUUGAUGCAGAUGAGGAAGGAAAGAGACAAUGUAAAAACUCUGCUCUCUCACACCUCCGGUGAUAAAUCUUAUGAAAUGAAAAUGAUGGAAGAAACUUAUAAACAGGAAAUAAAUGUCUUAAACAAGAAACUUAAGUGGUUUGCAGAGAACCAGGAACUUUUGGAUAAAGAUGCCAAUCGACUCAGAGAUGCCUAUGAACAAAUAGAGAUUCUAAAGAUGCAGGUUGAAAAACUUAAAAAUGAAACUGGAAAUCAGUCUGUACAGCAACAAAAGCGUGCAAAAGAAAGAGCUGCUGAUGCAAAGCGCAUUCAAGAUCUUGAGCGACAGGUUAAGGAAAUGGAGGGAAUUAUUAAGCGAAGACACCCUAAUUCAAUCCCUGCUCUGAUUUUUGCUGCUGCAGCUGCUCCUGAAUGUGAUGAUAAGGAUUCAGCCAAAAAAAAUACCAUUGCAUUUUUAGAAAGAAGAGUUAAAAAGUUAGAAACUGAUCUUGAAAGUAAAGAUGAUGAAUCAAAGAAAAGUCUGCGCACCAUGGAACAGCAAUUCCAAAAAGUCAAGAUUCAGUAUGAAAGUAGAAUAAAAGAACUUGAAGAAUUGCUUACUCACAAACUUAUGAAUCCCCCUCAAAAACCAUUUGACAAUUCAACAAAAGCCCAAAAGUUUGAGGAUGAGCUGCUGAUAUGCAAAGAGACUCGCCAAACAACAAUACAAAACCUUCAAAGGCAAAUAGAUUUGCACAGGAAAAAAAAUUUAGUUUUAGAAAAAAAUGAAAGGAAGAAAGAAGCCAAUUUGUCUGACAUUGGUACUAAAGUAGAAGAGCAUUCUAAUAAAGAUCUACUUGCAAAGAUCAGCCAAGAACUGAUUGCCAAACGUAUAGAGAUUCAAGACCUCACAAAAACUGUUGAAAGACUUCAGAAGGAAAGAAUGAUCAUGCUUUCUGUAAAGAACCCUUUAAUCAAAGCUGCUGAUAAGAAGAGUUCUCAAGCGAGAACUGAUAUCUCUGCCCUUGGUAAAAGAAGUAUUAGAGACAAUAUGAAUUUUCCUGGAACUUUAGAUGAGAAACAGUAUCAUCCAGGGACAUUUGCUGAUAUUCAUAUCUCUGAUGCACAAGCAGAAAAUACAGCAUUAAAAUGUGAAGUGGAAAGACUGUCUUUAAAGAUAAAUGAACAGAAGGAGACAUUUCAAACCUUGUUAUCUCAAGCAGAAAACACUAUAAAGAGAUUAAAAGAAGAAGGUUCUGAGCAAGCUUCUGCCCUGAAACUCUUACAUCAGAAAGAGGUAGAAAAACUUAUUUGUCAGCAUGCCAUUGACCAUUCAUCAUCUAAAGUUGCUGAAUUAAGCAGUAAAACAUCUACACAGGAGAUACUCAUAAAGCAUCUUCAAACACAAGUGAAGGAGCUGCAGAAGGAUAGAGAAUCACUUUCUAUUUACCGAAUACGAGAGGAAACUCUUCAAAAAGAGGUGGCAAAACUCUUGGAGGAGUUAAAAGAAGCAAAAGAGCGUUACAGUCCAGAAAUGAAAGACUUUUUAGCACUGGAAAAUAAGAUAAAAUAUAUGGAAAAAAGACAUUUACAGAGGGAACAGGAGCUUCAACAGAUAAUACAGCAGACUCAUCAUGUGGCAGCAGAUGAACAAAUUCAAGAGACAGACAAGUGGAAAAAACUUGCACAACAGAAGAAUACAGAACUAGAAAAAUUCCGAACGGAGCUGGAUGCAAUAUUGGAUGUUCUGAGAAUGCUCCAAAAACAAGGUGUUGUUAUUCCUGCAGUGACCUCUCAAAGAACGGUUACAUAAGCCUGCUGGAGAGUACCACCUGCUUUAACUUACCCCCAUAAGUUAUAAGACACUCUGUACUAUAUAUAUUGCAUAUAUUAUAUAUAUUGCACUAGUAUAUAUAGUCUGUAAAUAUUUAUUAUAUAUAUAAAUUAUACAAAGAAACACAAUAUUUUUAACAAUUUAUUUAAACAAAUGUGUUUGCAUAAAAUUUUUUCAAAAAGUCUGUCGCUUUAUUUACCAUAUUUCUAUUAAUAAACAACUACCAUUUUAUCCA